AAGUGCCGGAGCACGUUCGGGUGACCGCGGUUGCGCGUCGGUCGUCAUGUAGUCGAGCGUUCCCGGGGGCGCGGAUGGUGGCAGAGCAACAAACUUUUCGCGGUGAAAUCAAUGAGCUACGGUUUAAACAUGGCUGCAGGCGAGGAGGGAGAGCUUUUGCACGGCCGAGCCAGGCACCACGACGGGGCUGCGAGUGUAAACAGCUCGGAGAGCUUCAGGAACGGCUACGUGAAGAGCUGCGUCACCCCUCUCAAGCAGGACCGUCGAAGGGGAUUUUUGUUCAACGCCAGCGGGUUUUGCGGCGGGGACGCGCCGAGCUCCGGACUGCCCAGGCUCUCUGCCCUUUACGUGGGCGCCUUUGCCGUUUUCGCAGCCUCUGCCCUCGUCUGCAGGAGCCUGCAGAGUGACUCGCUGUGGGAUUUGCGGACUUUUCUGUCGGACGUGUCGCGAUCCAUUAGUCCCCUGUUCAGCAUAGGCUGCGCGUUCUUCUUCCUGACGUUCUACCUGCGGAGGAAAAAGAAGGAAAGCAAUAAGUGCUGGCUCGUCUCGCUGCCGGCGUCAUGCUACCUUGGGGAUUUUCUGGUUCUGCGGUUCCUGCAGUGGGGAGAGGACCAGCACCAGAUGCAAAUGGUGGGCAGGUUGCUAUUCGUGCUGGGAUGCGUCGGUCUCCUCACGCUGAUCCCCACUUUGAAACUCAAACACAGCGUCCUCAUCCUGGUGUUCGCCAGCGUGGUGUGGCUGGUGUCCUUCACCAGCCUGAGUGGCCUGCCCGUCCUGCUCAGACCCUUCUUCGCCUGUUUCGCGGGCGUCUCUGGCUCUCUGGUGGGGCUCUGCUUUGACCAUUACUACCCGUCGAGGGACGCGCCGAGCAGGAUUUGCAGCGCCGAGGAGAAGGUCCCCGUGAUCCGACCCAGGAGGAGGUCCAGCUGCGUGUCUCUGGGGGAGACGUCGACCAGCUAUUACGGCAGCUGUAAGAUGCCCCGCAGACCUUCGCUACCGUGCAUAUCCAGGGAGCAGAUGAUCUUGUGGGACUGGGACCUGAAGCACUGGUACAAGCCACAGUAUCAGGGUGCAGUGAGCGGCAAUGGUGUGGACCUGUCAGUCAUCAAUGAGGCCAGGAACCUGCUGUCCGACCUGCUGAUGGACUCGUCCCUGUCGCCGCACACCGUCUCCUCCCUGCGUAGCAUCUCCGGUCUCAUGGGGACGUUCUCAGGCUCCUGCCGCCCCAGAGUUAACCCUUUCACCCCCUUCCCCGGCUUCUACCCCUGCGACGAGUUGGAUGACUCAGUGGAGAGGAGCGACAGGAAAACACUGAAGGGUUUAAGUAGCAGAAACAGCCUGCCCACCCCUCAGCUCAGGAGGAGUUCCACCUCUUCUCCUGUCCCUUCUCUUGACUCUGCAUCCUCUCGUUGGGAACGCAACAACGGCAAGAGACCCCACCCCGACCUCAACCUCACCAGUUCAGGGUCUCUGUCCAAUGGGCCCAACGCAAACCUGCUCACCAUUCCAAAGCAGAGGUCUUCCUCUGUUACCCUGACCUACCAUGCAGGGCCCAGAAGAGCAGGCACAUCUCCCAGCCUCAGCCCACUCACUUCACCCAGCCACAGCCCUCCAGUAGGGGGCCUGGGCUCCUCCUCCACGCUGGUGACUCGCGCCCCCGUGGAGUUUCCGGACACAGCCGACUUCUUGACGAAGCCCAGCCUCCACCUGAACCUGCAGCACAAGCCCAUGGGCUACACCCUCAGCUCCCCUGACUUUCAACAGGUCUUCCGCAGCGCCACUGUCCCUCUCUGCACCAGCUGUGGUCGUCAGUUACCCAAGGGGGCUUCAAGUGGUGAUGCAGAAAAUCACCAAGCGUACACCACUGAGGCUCAGCGCAGAUGCUCAGGUGAAGGUAUGGAGUUCAUGGGAGAGCCUCUAAUCAGGGAGGAGAGUGCGGAGGUGGAUCCGUCCAGAGAAAAGAGAGCGGAGGUGUCUGGGAACCAGGGCCAGGUGGAGGAGGAGCAGGCCGAGGAGAAGAGCAGCCCCAGCAAAGAGCCGCAGACUCAGGAAUCAGAGGAGCUCAGACUGGACCCCAUGCUGGAGGAGCACGAUGCCCUCAUGGAGAAAAUCAACAGCUGGAACUUUCAGAUCUUCGACUUGGUGGAAAGAACAGGAGGGAAGACGGGACGGGUACUCAGCUAUGUGACAUACACCUUGUUCCAGGAUACGUGUUUGUUUGAAAUCUUCAAGAUCCCUGUGAGGGAGUUCAUGAUGUACUUCUGUGCGUUAGAGAAUGGCUACAGAGACAUUCCUUAUCAUAACCGGGUCCAUGCUACUGAUGUCCUCCACGCUGUCUGGUACUUGACCACUCGGCCAAUCCCUGGCUUCCAGCAGAUCCACAAUGAACUUGUGACAGGAAGUGACACAGAUUCAGAUAGCGGUAUCUCACCAGGCAGGAUAUCCUACGCCUCCUCCAAGAGCUCCUCCAUCUCCGAUGAAAGCUAUGGCUGCCUGGCCUGGAACAUCCCUGCUCUGGAACUGAUGGCCCUUUAUGUAGCAGCUGCCAUGCAUGACUACGACCACCCUGGUCGAACAAAUGCCUUUCUAGUAGCCACUAAUGCACCUCAGGCGGUGCUGUACAAUGACCGCUCUGUGCUGGAGAAUCACCAUGCUGCAUCCGCCUGGAGCCUCUACCUGUCCCAGCCUGAGUUCAACUUCCUGGUCAACCUGGACCAUGUGGAGUUCAAGCGCUUUCGUUUCCUGGUUAUUGAGGCGAUACUGGCCACAGAUCUCAAGAAGCACUUUGAUUUCCUGGCCGAGUUCAAUGCCAAGGUGAAUGAUGUGAGCAGUCCAGGGAUUGACUGGACCAAUGAGAACGACAGGCUGCUGGUGUGCCAAGUCUGCAUCAAGCUGGCAGAUAUCAAUGGACCUGCCAAAGUGCGGGACCUGCACCUCAAGUGGACAGAAGGCAUUGUCAAUGAGUUUUAUGAGCAGGGUGAUGAAGAGGCUAGCCUGGGAUUACCCAUCAGCCCCUUCAUGGACCGCUCCUCACCACAGCUGGCCAAGCUACAGGAGUCCUUCAUCACGCACAUUGUAGGACCACUCUGUAAUUCCUACGAUGCUGCAGGACUACUGCCUGGCUACUGGAUUGAUGAAGAUGGAUCAGAGGAGGAAGAAGAGGAGGGGCAGGUAGAAACGGAUACCGAUGAAGAUGAUGAUGAUCUGGAUGAGGAGCUGGGGCCAAAAAGGAGGAAGGGCCACCGCAGGUUGUUCUGCAACAUCAUGCAGCAUCUGACGGAGAACCACAAGGUGUGGAAGAAGAUUAUUGAGGAGGAGGAAAAACUCAAGGAGCUCAGCAAGCAGCAACAGCCCGACAGCCUUCUGCCCAGCCUGACAGCCAGCCUGCCCGCCUCGCCGUCCGAUGACAUCCAGGUGAUCCAGGAGGAGGAGGAGGGGGAGGACCGCCAGUAGCAGGAGUAAGAGGAAGCGGGAAGGAAUAAGGAAGCUUGGCAAGGAGAGCGGCUGUAAGGGUGGAGAGUCCCUCAACCGCCUGCCUUGCACUCACACAGACAUGGACAAAGACACACAUAGAACCCCCUGACAAACAAACAUAACGCACACCUUGCUUCUCAACAAACACACACAUACACACAAAUCCUGAAAGUUUCACUGUGCUGACACUCGGACGCUUACGCAGUCACAUUGUUUUUGACAACAAAAAAAAAAAGAAAAAAAAAGAAAAAAAAAAAGGCCUUACUACUGUGAGCUGAUCCUUGCUGCAAUGGUGGUCACCCCAGUCCUAUGCACUUUGAUCCCGCGGAGAGUCCCGUGUACCCAGAGGAAGCACCGGGGGCCAAAGAGGACGGUGCCGAGCAGGCGCGUCAGGGGUCCGGAACAGACUCGCCCUCCGUGGUGACCCCGGCUGUGAUGCUGCCUUGAACACAAAGCGCUUAACUCUCCUUUAGGUACCAAACACAGACCCGUCUAUUUAAAGUGGGAGGUGGGGGAGAAUAACGCACCGAGGAGAGCGGCUGACGCCCCGUUACCAAAGUGAACAGCUCCAACGUGGAGAGACAAGAGACUGAGACCGUUCCAGCCUCGACGUCAGAUAUAUUCUUGUAUUAUAUUAUCAAAUGUGCCUGUCUGAACCUUUACCGAGUCCACGUGGGCCCAGAGCCCCGCGGGGCUCGUGUAGUUCUCUCUCCCCUCGCUGGUGACACGAAACACUGUAUGAGACUCAGUCACACAGAC
Molecule: messenger RNA, 4233 nt
Organism: Lampris incognitus (smalleye Pacific opah)
Lineage: Eukaryota; Metazoa; Chordata; Actinopteri; Lampriformes; Lampridae
Gene: pde3b
Product: phosphodiesterase 3B
Exons: 16
Coding region: 112-3453 (1113 amino acids)
Biological process (GO): signal transduction
Cellular component (GO): membrane
Molecular function (GO): 3',5'-cyclic-AMP phosphodiesterase activity; protein kinase B binding
Source: RefSeq, a predicted model, not a curated record